This is a messenger RNA of Colletotrichum abscissum, 876 nucleotides long. RefSeq lists its product as uncharacterized. The record is from RefSeq and is a predicted model, not a curated record. The transcript is spliced from 3 exons. NCBI's taxonomy places the organism in Eukaryota, Fungi, Ascomycota, Sordariomycetes, Glomerellales, Glomerellaceae. Bases 1 to 876 code for a protein of 291 amino acids.
AUGCACUUCUCUUCCUCUUCUCUUGGCGCCCUUGUUGUGGUCGCGGCUGGUGCCGCCGAUGCCGCAAAGUGCCCUAUCCAGUUCGAUGGCAGAAUCCCAACAAACUUCACACCCGCCUCUUUCGACACCUCUGCGAGUCCCUUCAACAAUGGCUUUGUUUUCGGCAAGGGUCUGAAGGCCAGUGACGUUGUCACUAUUCCGACAGGCUUGUCGUCUCUGCUCGACGGCCCGGCAAACAAGCCUUUCCAAGUCAACAUUGACGACAGAUCCAUCUUCGCGCCCACCGAGACCAAUGUGCAAACGGGCUUCCGCCGCGCAGAGAUGCUGCCCAUGAGCAAUAACGGCACCGACCCAUCCACCUCCGGCAUCAAGACGGUCCACUGGAGCAUGAUGAAGGACCCUAAGAAGCCGCUUAACUUAACCCACGAAUACCAAAUGGUCUUUUUGGAGAGCUCCAUCUUCAGCUCGAACCAAUUCGCACUCAAGUACGGCGAUCUCAUCGGCAUUCACCCGGCGGACCCGGAUGUUCUCCACCUGUUUGGCAACUCCAACACGAACCCGUCGCCGGAGCUCUUCAAGACCAAGUUCACUGAGGGCGUGUUCCACAACUUUGCCCUGACUUUGGACUUUGGCAAGAACUUGACUCAGGUGUACUAUUCUCAAGGGAAUGCCCCUCUUGUCGCUCAGGGCCAGCCCAUCGAGAACGACAUCUCGGGACAGGGACAGUUUCACUUUGGCGUUUUGAAGAAGUCGAUUAACGGCACCGGUGACCUCACCAAGUCCGGUUUCCACGAGUCUGGAAUCAACGAGGGCAUCAUUUUCGGUUCCAUCUUUGAGGAAGACAGCAUCGAUGGCUGUGUGACCUUGUCUCUUUGA